CACCGCCAUUCCUUUCCCCUCUAUACUACUUUCUCACAAAACUCACCCAAGUUCGCUAAAUACAAGUACACACGUCGGAACAACCCUGAUCAAUGCCUCGUGGGUGGUACCUAGCCCAGGGGCUAAUACCGCUCGGCUCAAGCAGCAGCGAUGACGAGGAGGGUCCUUGUGAGCUCCCGGACGGCCGGCUGGUCUGCGGUCCCCAUGGCCUGGUAACCUGCGGGAAAUGUUGUGUAGACUACAGCUUCAUGGAUGACGUUCUUGGUCACGACAGCGAAAACGAAGAGCAGGAGGAUGAUUUAUUUGGCCUACUCGAUGGCUUCCCCUUGAGAAGAUGUACCGGUCGGGCCUUCCCCACCAAGUUCGUCCCACCAUCGGGUUCAGAGACUCCUUUCGAGUUAUUCUCUGGCCGGAAGAGCUAUAUGCGUGUUACCAGAUACACUUUCCGAAAUGAUGCCGGCAAAGUCCUCAUUCGCACCGACGGUGCAUGUCUAGACAACGGCCAACAAAACCCAAAGGCAGGCUGGGCUUUCUGGCACGGGUUUGGUCCUUCGGGCAAGCGACUCGUCGCCUCUGGCCGCCUAGAGAAGAAGGGACCUUUCGGCGACGAUAGUAUUCAGUCCAGCAACCGGGCGGAGCUCCGCGCUGUCAUCGCCGCCCUUCGUUUCCGAUACUGGCCCGGGGAGGGGUUCCACACACUUGUCGUCGCUACCGAUUCCGAGUAUGUGGUUGAGGGCUCCACCAAAUGGGCUAAGACGUGGGUCAAGAAUGGCUGGGUAAAGCGCGGAGGGGCCGGCGUCAAGAAUCGGGAUCUCUGGGAGGCUCUACUGGGUGAGAUCGAGCGAUAUAGGGACGAGGGCAUGGCUGUCCAAUUCUGGAGGAUCCCGAGAGAGUGGAACAUCGUUGCUGAUGCAGCUGCAAAGGAGGCUGCCGCUGAGGAAGAGGCACCUAAUGAAUGGACAGAAGUCAUUGGGUUCUAAUAAUUUAGAUUAGGGAUGGCGAUACAGAUUGCAAUGUCUCCUACGAAUUCAACUAUCGUUCGCUCCAGUCUUACAAAUCA
Thermothelomyces thermophilus ATCC 42464 is the source of this 1060-nucleotide messenger RNA. RefSeq lists its product as uncharacterized. Gene Ontology annotation, biological process: DNA replication, removal of RNA primer. The transcript has 2 exons. The coding region runs from base 93 to 980 and encodes 295 amino acids. The record is from RefSeq and is a predicted model, not a curated record. Gene Ontology annotation, molecular function: RNA-DNA hybrid ribonuclease activity; nucleic acid binding. Lineage: Eukaryota; Fungi; Ascomycota; Sordariomycetes; Sordariales; Chaetomiaceae.